This is a messenger RNA of Olea europaea var. sylvestris, 1954 nucleotides long. RefSeq names its product protein NEN1-like. The transcript has 6 exons. NCBI's taxonomy places the organism in Eukaryota, Viridiplantae, Streptophyta, Magnoliopsida, Lamiales, Oleaceae. The coding region runs from base 189 to 1715 and encodes 508 amino acids. Gene Ontology annotation, molecular function: nucleic acid binding; 3'-5' exonuclease activity. The record is from RefSeq and is a predicted model, not a curated record.
CUUCUUCUCGUACCGUACACGACUAUGUUGAAGUGCUAAACCACCUCUCUUUCCCCUCCAAAACCUUCCCCUGCAAGUUACCUCAGAUUCCGUGCUGCAAAUGCACUCGCAUAUAUAUACGUAUACAUACGCCGAAUCCCACUUUUCAAAUUUGGAGCGACUGUUUGAUUGAAGAAAUAGAAUUGAAAAUGGUGGGAACGAGCGAGGACAGGUCAGAAAUUGCGUUCUUUGAUCUGGAGACCACAGUGCCGACCCGAUCCGGGCAGGGUUUCGCUAUAUUGGAAUUCGGAGCCAUUUUGGUUUGCCCCAGGAAGCUGGUGGAGCUUCAGAGCUUCUCUACCUUGGUCCGACCCGCUGACCUCGCGCAUAUUUCGACUCUCUCUGUUCGUUGUAAUGGCAUUACGAAGGAGGCUGUAAUUUCUGCCCCCGGUUUCAUGGACAUCGCUGAUACGGUCUACGAUCUUCUUCAUGGGAGGAUAUGGGCAGGUCAUAAUAUAUUGAGAUUUGAUUGUGCUCGCAUAAAGGAGGCAUUUGCUGAGAUUAACAGGCCUGCUCCUGAGCCAAAGGGAAUUAUUGAUUCAUUGGCAAUAUUGACACAAAAGUUUGGAAGGAGAGCUGGCGACAUGAAGAUGGCCACUCUUGCAACGUACUUUGGGAUUGGCCAGCAAACACAUAGGAGCUUAGAUGAUGUUCGGAUGAAUCUUGAAGUUCUCAAAUACUGUGCAACUGUUUUAUUCUUGGAAUCCAGCCUCCCAGACAUAUUUACAGAGAACAGUUGGGUUUCUCCUAAUGUCACAACUAGAAGUCGAAGUAAUGGGAAAACUUCUGUAGAGCAGGCAAGCCAGAAUGUAAAUACACCAUCAUCAAGUGUCAAGGCAGAAAUCCAUUCAACAUCUCCAACAAGUGAUGACAUGGAGGAAGUUCACCCAAUUCUAUCACUUGUUAUGCCUAACACAGAUGAUGUAACUGGGGAUCUAAUUGAAUCCAUUCCUGCAAGAUCAGACCCUUUUAACAUGGUGGUACUCAGUGAUGAAAUGGUGAAAUACCCUCUUCCUAAGGAAAAUAUGGAAGAUGAGAAAAGCCUAUCAACUCAAGAGUCUUCUACUGCAUCUGCUUCUGGGGAUUCCAAUGGCUGUACUGACUUCUUGGAGGCCGAUAAUAUUUCAAUACCUUCUCUCUCUGUAACCUUUGUACCAUUUUACCGUGGAAGUCAAAAAAUACAAGUGUUGCAUAAAAAUUUCCCAUUACAAGUUUUGUGUAGACAUCUGAAGGUGCGCUUUGGAAUUAGUACGAAGUUCGUUGAUCAUACUGGUAGGCCGCGAUUGAGCUUUGUGGUGAAUGCUCCACCAAGCCUAUGCCAGGUUCUUGAUGCAAGCGAUGAUCUUGCUAAGAAGUUAUCCAUGGACUCCGGUAGCUACUCAGAAUGGAGAUCUGUCGUGAUCAGGAAGCCUGGUUUCUAUAACUAUCCCACUGUCCGGUUGCAUUUACCGACUGUAGCAGAUGGUGACGGCGUCCAUUGCAUAACAGAGAUAUACAAGAAAGAUUCUUCAGCCACACAAAGGCUAGUGUUCAGUAGAUUCGACAUUGUAGAGCUGGAGUCCCUGUUCAAUCCGGGAAAUCUUGUGGAUGCGUACUUCUCCUUGGACACCUAUGAUUACCAGCAGAAUGCCGGCAUCAGAGCAGUGGCAAAAAAGCUGAUUAUCUGUACUAACUGAUGGAUACACAGAGAUGAAUGUUAAAGCUGAUUGAGUUAACCGUUCUAUUUUUAUUUAGAAACUGGUUUGUAAUUCUUCUAUGUGAAGGUGAAUCUUGUUGCUCUUUUAUUAUUUUAAGAUGUCUUUGCAAAGUGAAAUUGAUUUAUAGCUUAAACUUCAGCUUGUAUUAAACUUGUAUAUACAUUAGUGAUCUGCUUUUGGCAAUCCUCUGUGUCUUAUAGACCUAACAAUUAGGCCAA